UCAUCAUACAGGCGAUUUUGAAUAUAAAUCAAAUCCUCCAGGUGCAGUUGGGACUAGUCUUGCUUUGGAGACAAUUUUGUCGCAUAGUACUAUGAUGGAUACGAAAAUUUAUAGGCAUGAUGUUGGUAUCGAGGUUCUUGUUUGCUCAAGAGGAGGAGGUGGUUUACUAGUAGAGCGCAUGGAACUAGUGGCUGAGCUAUGGCAGCAGAAUAUCAAGACUCAGUUCGUCCCCAUAUGUGAUCCAAGCCUCACAGAACAGUAUGAAUAUGCCAACGAGCAUGAUAUCAAAUGUCUUGUGAUCAUCACUGACAGUGGUGUAUCCCAAACAGAUUCAGUUAAGGUUCGGCAUCUUGAGCUGAAGAAGGAGAAGGAAGUUCCGAGAGAAGAACUUGUCAAGUUUCUCUCUGAGGCAAUGGCAACUCAAUUUAAAAACCCAUCCAUCUGGAACUAGAACAGAUUACUUGAACUCAUUGCUACCAGGUUUUUAAAGCCACUUCAUAUUGUUCGUAGUUCUUUCGUACAAAAAAGUUUGCAAGAUGUUUGCCAUUAUUUUAGAAACCUAAGUUCCUGCAGCAUAACAUUUCAAGCCAUGUGUUUGUUACUCCAUGUUGUUGCUGGGAAAGCUGUCUAUCAUAGGUUAAAAUAAGGGCAUGGAAAAGAGAGAAAAAGAAAAUAAAAAGAAAGAAGAAAUGGCCUUUCUGACAUGUUAGUUUACGUUUGAACAUCUAGUGAUUUCCCAAAUCCUAUUGGAGCUUUUGCUUGCUUUUUUACAAACUUUAAAGCGUUUCAGUUUCAAUAUCGUCACAUAACCUUUUUUUUUUGCACAAUAGAACUGAGAAUAGGAGCACACCUUCAUUAAUGCAUAUGAAUGAAAAAUUCAAUUGAACAGUCUUUCUGAAAGGAAUCGUAUUUAUUCUAUACUGUAAUAGUAUUGAUGGCUUACAGAGUUUAUCAAAAAGUAGAUGCCUUGAACAAUUCCACUGAGAGAUACUGCAUAGUUCAUGUACCAAUACAUUUGUAUAUAUCUUCUUUCUUAAUAUUCCUUUUUUUCCCCUGUUUAUACACAUCAAAAACCGCUUAAUAAACCAGUAGAAGAUAGAACUCUUAGAAAAUUUCAUUCAGACCCAAGAAUUCCAAUUGGACCGUUUAAUGCGGAAGGAUGGGAAUAAUUUACUGAUAUUUAAUAUGGACUGUUCCAUUCUCAUCUCAUUUGCUGUUUUAGAAGUCAAUGCAUUGUAUUUUUAAGUUUUAACUCUAAUUAGAGCUGCAUUUCAGUCAAAAUGGACAAGUCGAUAGAACAUCUUCUAGCAGAUUGGGAAUCUAUCAUUGUACGUCAGGUUAACUGGGUAUGUUUAUUUCCACCAGGAUGAGGUGAAAGAUUCACACAUGUAGUAGAUGGAGUUCCUACAUCAUGCUGAGAGGGGGGACAAGUGAUGGUGGAGAAUUCCUUUGAAAAUUCACAUUUAGUUCCAUUUAUGAAUCAAAUCUCAUUUUUGGAAUUGAGCUCUGAACUUGUGCGAAUUUUUUUCCUUUCAGAAUUAAAAGAGUUUCAGAUGCCAAAUA
Messenger RNA from Coffea eugenioides, 1563 nucleotides. Its product is annotated as eIF-2-alpha kinase GCN2-like. The record is from RefSeq and is a predicted model, not a curated record. Bases 92 to 451 code for a protein of 119 amino acids. The transcript has 5 exons. Gene Ontology annotation, biological process: mitochondrial translation. Gene Ontology annotation, cellular component: mitochondrion. Lineage: Eukaryota; Viridiplantae; Streptophyta; Magnoliopsida; Gentianales; Rubiaceae.